AUGUUGAACGGAACGGAGCGAUACUUUUUGCGAGGAGUUGAGCUACACGGGUUGGUCUGUGAUUUACAGGCACCGGCGAUUUACUUCGAUGCAGAAGCUUAUCUUGACUGGAUACUGUACAACAUGAGGGAGAACGUGCUAGAUACAAUGGAUGUGUUUGAAACUGUAACUACGAAUCAAACGCUCGAGGUGGAGUGGAGCAAGUUGCAACAGCAGCCCGGAAAGGAACGGUUGCAUCUGUUCAAUAUGGACACCUGUGGUUUAACCACCGAUGGUUUAGAGAUAUAUGAAGCUUCAACGACCCUUCCUUGGAACGGGAUCAUUAUGAAUGAUGCAAAUUUCACCGGUGAGGUUCCUUUGACGCGAAGCAUGGUAGUGCUGAUAAGCGAAUGGUAUGCUUUGGCCCCAAGGCGUAGUAUAGAGAACGAUGUUGCUUGGCGAUAUAUUAUGCUUGGAGUUCAACUCAACGACUGCAUCACUAGCCAAUGCAAAACACAGCAGGUGGUGGAAAUCAAGAACAUUAUCAUCCCUCCACCGAACCAUCCGAGACAGACGUUUGCACUGAUAGAGCUUCUGGAGCCUGCGAAUCUAAUGAAUCCCUACAUCAGGCCAAUAUGUUUGCCCCUAAUGGAUCAGUUGCAUCAUCAUAAACCCACAGAAGUUGGGAUAUCAAUUAAUCUUGAUGUUGAGACAGUGAAGAAGAAGCUAGCAGUGAUUGACAACCCUUCCUGCAAGCAUGGACUACGUCAGGAGAGUUAUUUUAUCGACUUUAACGAGGAUUCUCGACAGUGUGCAAUCGAGAUAACAGUUGAGUACAAACAGAUCCCUGUACCUUCCGUCUUGGGCAGUCCCUUAAUGAUGCCUGUAUCGUACGGAGGAAGUACGCACUAUUUUCUGUACGGUAUGGAUAAUAAUGUGCCAGGUGAAUACAAUCGAUCAAUCUUUGGUCCGUAUUUGUUUGACACGGUUCAGUCGGCCGAUCUCGAAUGGGUAGUAGAGAAUGUACGGGAGCAUGAACGUCCGACGUCACUUCCCAGCACACUGACGAAUGGACGUGUGAACUUGAAGCCUGUACAGCAAGCUUCCAAGAGCAGUUUGUUUAACUUUAACACGUGCGGUAAAUCAUCCAGCAACUUUCCAAUGCCAUGGGUCGGGAAACGCCUCUCAAAUGCUCCAUUCUUUAACGAAAGUAGUUGUUUGGUUACGCUGAUAAGCGACUGGUAUGUGGUUGGCCCAGCAGCUUGUUUCGAAGAAGAUAGUCAAAAGUUCGUUUUAAUGUUCGGAGAUACCAAUGAAACAGCCUUCAAAGAAUGUUUUAAGACCAAAAACUACGAUUCGUGUAUUCAUCCAGCUCAGCGAGUUUCGAUCCAGAAGGUGUUUCUUCAUCCACAGUAUAACCAAACUAAUCGUGCCAAUAAUAUUGCAUUGAUUCAACUGGCCACUCCUGUCGAUACAAGUCGUCCGAAUGUGAGGCCCAUCUGCUUACCGAUCAUCGAUACGAGUCGCAGUUACACCAUUUCAAGCCUCGUAAUGGGGUCUUCUAAUUUUACAAUAACUAAUGUGGAUGAUAGGUACAUCGACCCGGUGGAAUGUCAGAAACGGUGGCAAGGUUUGAAGGCUAGCUUCACCGUAGACAGAUCAAUGCAUUGUGUCGUUGUCAAACCAACAAAGGAAGAUACGUGUUACCGUACACUUCAUGGUGCAUCGCUCCACUCACGCCAGGCGAUGAAAUCGAGUGACAGACACUUUCUGCGCGGCUUUUCUGUAAUCCCUUCAACAGAAUGCAUCACUUACUAUCCCGUAGUUUAUAUAAAUACCGAUGCCUAUUUGGAUUGGAUACUGGAAACAAUGGAGCAGCCAGGUCUCUCAUUCGAUCUGCACCAGGUUCUGAUUUUUAGUGACAAAUAAGCCAUUAAUCUCUCGUCAGCAUCGGGUUAAAUAUUAUACUUUUGUUAGUUAGUUUAGUAAACAUAAUGAAAAUCAUGAAGAGAAAGAAUUAUGUUCUCCUAAACUGGGAUUAUAUUUGUAUUUAUUCAAUAAAUAGCAGAAACAAGAAGAGAGAAACGCUAGGAAAUAAACACUUUAAAAAUAAACUUUAAAUGAAGAAGCUAGAAA
This is a messenger RNA of Anopheles gambiae (African malaria mosquito), 2115 nucleotides long. RefSeq lists its product as uncharacterized. Bases 1 to 1908 code for a protein of 635 amino acids. Gene Ontology annotation, molecular function: serine-type endopeptidase activity. Lineage: Eukaryota; Metazoa; Arthropoda; Insecta; Diptera; Culicidae. The record is from RefSeq and is a predicted model, not a curated record. The transcript has 3 exons. Gene Ontology annotation, biological process: proteolysis.